AUGUUGUUUUUUUUUAUUUGUUUAGAUCUUAAUGAGGCUAGCAAAGUCCUUGUGUACACCGAUGGUUCAUGCAAAGGUCCACUAGAAAAUAGAAGAGCUGGUUUCGGUGUGUUUUGGGGGACUGAUCAUCCUUGGAACGUGUCUGAGAGACUAAAAGGUCGUCAGACCAACAACCGAGCUGAGAUCGAGGCUUGCAUCAGGGCUCUGAAGCAGGCUAACGAUGCUGGAAUACGAGGCGUGAAGAUAGUCACGGACAGCAAGUUCACGAUCAAAUGCGCGACCGUGUGGUACUUUAGGUGGCAAAAGAACGAUUGGAAGCUGGCCAACGGUACACCUGUGCUCCACAGAAAAGACAUUCAACGACUAGUGGAACAGCUCGCCGUUCCUGGGCUCCAUGUCUCUUGGUUUCACCUUCUUUCUGUGGGUCAGCACAAGUCGUCACAUCAUCAAACAAUACCACAAGCCCUAAUCGAGUGGACGAUGCAACCGCUUCCUGGCACUUGUUUCACAACCAAAUAUUUGAGUCCUACGUCAUUCGAACGAAAAAUGCCUCAAUGGCGCCAUUUCCCGAUGCCCCUCACCUCUCAAAUCGCACCACCAACUCCAAUCCCCUCCUCACCCUUCAGCCACUGCAAGCGCCGCGUUGGUGCUCUGCGCUCACGUAGUCAAUUCAGGAUCUCACACGUAGUCUGUGUCAUCCACAUCAAGGAGGAAUGUCAUUCUCCCGGUCACCAGGGUAAGUGGGGCAACGAGCAGGCCGAUCGUUUGGCCAACAUCGGUGCCGACCUGCCUUACCCCUGUGAUAAUGAGGAGGACCCUGGCGAUGUCGAAGUUGAGAAUAUGAUUGUUGAAUUUAACCACUUUUUUUUCUAUCUGUUGCCCUCCAGUCAGAUGGCUGAUGAGUUCUUGAUUCAAACGCGCCCAACAAAACCCUUUGAAGGCCAAAAGCCCGGCACUUCUGGGCUGCGCAAGCCCACCAAGACCUUCAUGCUGCCUAACUAUGUUGAAAACUUCGUGCAAGCCUCUCUCACGGUGGCCAAGAAACACCAGAAGCCAGACACUCAAUUCCGGCUGGUGCUUGGCGGCGACGGUCGCUACUUCCUCAAGGAGGCCCUUCUCAAUGCCAUCGUACCACUGUGUGCGGCUAACGGUGUAGAAGAAGUGAUGAUUGGUGAAAACGGUAUCCUGUCGACACCAGCCAUUUCUACAAUCAUUCGACGCUACGGCACUACCGGGGGCUUCAUUUUGACCGCUAGCCACAACCCCGGGGGGAUAGAUGGGGACUUUGGCCUAAAAUACAACAUCGACAAUGGUGGGCCAGCUACGGAGACCAUCACAGACGAGAUCUACCAGAUUACAACGAAAAUCCACGAGUACCAAACUCUGGACCGUCCAAUUCCUAUCGACUUGACCAAGAUUGGCACCACAGACUAUAAUCUGAAGGGUGGCAAGAUUUUCAAGGUAACCAUCGUCUCGUCCACGCAAGACUACAUCACUUACAUGAAGGAGAUUUUCGACUUUGACAUGAUCAAGGAAUUCCUCAAUGGAGGCAACGGAAAGCCACCAUUCAAGGUCUUGGUCGAUGGGCUUAGCGGAGUCACUGGUCCCUACAUAAGGGCUCUCCUAAUUGAUAACUUUGGUCUUCCUGAGUCCUCCACUCUCGACUGCACACCGCUGCCCGACUUUGGCGGGCACCACCCGGACCCGAAUUUGACCUACGCCGCCAAGCUGGUUGAUGCGGUUCGCGCCGACAAGUCCAUCAGUCUGGCGGCGGCCUUCGAUGGCGACGGGGACCGCAACAUGAUUAUCGGCCAGGGCGGCUUCUUCGUCUGCCCCUGUGACUCCCUCGCUGUCAUCGCCGACAACGCCGAGUCAAUAAAGUACUUUGAAAAGAACGGUGUGCGGGGUUUCGCCCGCAGUAUGCCAACCUCUCCUGCUGUCGAUAGGUUGCAGGCGAGAUUUCCCGGCCCUGUGGUGUGCAAGGAUAAGAAAAUCGACGUCUACGAGACACCGACGGGUUGGAAAUUCUUCGGGAAUCUUCUUGAUGCUGACAAGGUGUCGGUGUGUGGUGAGGAAAGUUUUGGCACGGGGUCGAACCACAUACGCGAGAAGGACGGAAUUUGGACUUUCCUGUGUUGGGCCUCGCUGCUGGCCGCGCGUCAGGCCGCCGGACUCUCGCCCAGGGUCUCUGACGUCAUGAAAGAGCACUGGAGCAAAUACGGGCGCGACUUCUUCACACGGUAUGACUAUGAGGAUUGCACAGAGGAACAGGGCAAGCAGGUGAUGGAACGUGUGGAGGCUCUUUUGAAGGAUCCGGGCUUCGUAGGUCGCACCUACAAGACCAACUCAGGUGCGGCCUUCAAGGUUCUCAGCAUUGACAACUUCUCCUACACCGACCCCGUGGAUCAAUCGGUCUCCAAAAAUCAGGGCAUUCGUAUAAUGCUGAGCAACGACACUCGAUUCGUCUAUCGCAUAAGCGGAACGGGAAGCUCCGGGGCCACCAUCCGCAUCUACGUGAACACUUUCUCUGCUGACCCCAAAACUCACGCCCUCGCGGCCACAGCCUACAUGGCUCCCCACAUCGAAUUGGCCCUGGGACUCUGCGGAAUCCAGUACAUCACCCACCGCACUAAACCCACUGUCAUCACUUGA
This is a messenger RNA of Mesocestoides corti, 2652 nucleotides long. NCBI's taxonomy places the organism in Eukaryota, Metazoa, Platyhelminthes, Cestoda, Cyclophyllidea, Mesocestoididae. The record is from the annotation of a GenBank genome assembly.